This is a messenger RNA of Gordionus sp. m RMFG-2023, 6950 nucleotides long. RefSeq names its product ATP-binding cassette sub-family C member 10-like. The record is from RefSeq and is a predicted model, not a curated record. The transcript is spliced from 14 exons. Gene Ontology annotation, biological process: transmembrane transport. The coding region runs from base 16 to 6291 and encodes 2091 amino acids. NCBI's taxonomy places the organism in Eukaryota, Metazoa, Nematomorpha, Gordioida, Chordodea, Parachordodidae. Gene Ontology annotation, cellular component: membrane. Gene Ontology annotation, molecular function: ATP hydrolysis activity; ATP binding; ABC-type transporter activity.
UGAAUUCAAAGCAAUAUGAUCAAUAACUGGCAGCAUUUUUGCUGCAAUAAUUCUCUACCAUCAUACUCACCCUCUCCUUUUAAUAACGACACCGAUAGGUCAAAUACUACUUCAAGCGAAUACAUUCUGUACUUCAUAUUCGAUAUCUUUAAAAAUUAUAUUUGUGACUUUAAUCGUUACAAUUAUCUGAAUGUCUGCUUCGAAAGAUUACUUUUCCUCAUAUUACCAUUCGCCACGGCUACAAUUUGUCACGCUUACACUUUGGGCACGAUUUCUGCUACCCGGAAAACGAAGUGUUAUUCUAUCAAAGACCACGCCACAAUCCGUUGGCUUAACACAGAAAGACACGCUAUUUGGUGGACGGGCUUCUCUCUGAUACCCUGCCUCGGCUUAACCCUAUGUGGUCUUUAUCAAAUACUCACAUAUUCUCUGUUACAAGCUACUCACACUCCCACUUAUAAUAAUUUCAACAACGAAAUGAAACCUGGGUCAAAUAUACCUAGGUGGCUUAAUGUGAAUACUUUAAGUUCCUUGAUAUUGACGUUGUUUUGGAUCGUGAGAAUCAAGGUAUCGAGACAUAACACGCUGUUCAGAGUGCCCACCACUAUUGCCCACGAAGCGGAUUUCGAUUGCGAUCAUCUCGCGAAUACGCGACCACCGUUUGUAAAGCUCAAAUUGAAGACGCUACCUAAACGACUAUACCUAUUUUUUUUGGUGACGAUGCUUCCUUGUCCCGAAAAAUUCAGAGAACAUAAAAUCAAAAAAACGCGCAUCACUUCCGUUAGUUUGAGAGGCCUAAGAAUCGCCCUAAAUACUCUCAGAAUCUUAAUAUUAUCUAGUCUUGCUUUGUUUUUAACGUCCAUACCAUGUUUAAUUUCUACCAUUUAUAUUAUUCUUAUCAAAAUUAAAAACCACGAAAUUAAUUUAGUCCCGAGUUAUAUCGAAAUCGUUUUCUUCAUCGGGUCUAUGACGAUUCUCUUUUUACACUCGACGAUCGUCUUCAAGCUGACAUUCGAGCAUUUUGAACGCUUACUCGAUCGCUAUUUAAUUUUUCACUACGUUGCAUCUCGUGAUAAUGUUUCGAUACAUUUAUCUAACGGUUUACGCGCCAUAGAGCCAACUGAGACUGCUAGUUUAUUGCGCGAUUCAAUGCUUAGAUACGCUCAUAAAAGUUACGGUAGUUUGAAAUCAGGUUACUCUCCAACCUCGAUAGAAGAUAUCGCUGAUUAUAAAGAAUUACCGAAUAAUGCUUGGCACUAUGACUCCUUCGGACUUUUUUCCCGCUCCGUUUUUGCUUGGAUAGGACCUCUUAUAACUAGCAUACGUGUUUGGGGACUCAAAGCUGAUUCGUUGAUAUUGCUUCCUUCAUCACUGUGUUACGCGUAUCUCAAUUCGAAGUAUAUAAAACCCCACCGAUCUAGCGCGAGUUUAAAUGUGUUAGCGAUCAUAAAAUCGGCAGCGGGGAUAGAAUUCUUAGCCCUGGGCUUACUUAAAUUUGCCAAUGAGGUGGUUUAUUUCUCCUGUCCACUUUUGCUCAAUGCUCUUUUGAAGGCUCUUCAAAAUCGGCGUAAAGCUGCAAAUUCUGAAAGCGUAUCUAGUCACGAUUAUACGUUGUCCAUAUUAGGCUCAGGUAUGGGACUAGCUUCGGCAACUAUGCUCUCUACUAUCAUAACUGUCCAUUUCGAUUUUCGAAUCAGGUUAAUCGGCUUGCGCGUUAAAUCGAUCCUCACUCAUCUAAUCUACGAACGAGUGCUUAGAACGCCCUUAGCCCAGAUAAACUCCCCGCUCGUCUUGAAACACGAAUCCUGUGUUAGAAAAUCUAAGAAAAAUUCGGAAAUUUCUACCGAAUCUACUAAGUAUCAUAACCAAGCUAUAUCCCCUAAAAAUAAGGAAAUACGCCACGAAGAAGCGUCUAUAGAAGGGACCGUCAUGAAUAUAAUCAGUAGCGAUAUAGAUCGAGUCGUGAACUUUUUCGGCAGUUUUCAUUCAUUUUGGAGUUUGCCUCUACAGAUUAUCAUAUCAUUAUACUUGCUUUACACACAGGUCGGAAUGACAUUUUUGGCCGGUAUAGCCCUAGUCAUUAUCAUGAUUCCGGUAAACAAAUGGUUGGCCACUCGUAUAGCUUCAUACAGCACGAAUAUGAUGAGGGUCAAGGAUGCUCGGCUUAAACAUUUGUCACAACUUAUUAGCCAUUGGAAGGCUGUAAAAAUGAUGCACUUGGAAAACUAUUUUGAAGAACGCGUGACAAAGGCCAGAACCGAAGAACUAAAAUACGUGGCCAAGCAGAAAUAUCUUGACGCGCUUUGCGUAUACUUCUGGGCUACCACGCCCGUUUUGAUGUCAGUAUCCACUUUUGUGUCUUACAUAUUGUAUAGAGCGUACAUAGUAUAUCACACCGACGUGAUUCCUCCGGGAAACUCGGAAAACGUUAUCAUAACCCUGGACGCUUCAAAAAUAUUUACUAGCCUGGCCUUAUUCAACAUGCUCAUCUCUCCACUCAACUCUUUCCCCUGGGUCAUAAAUGGACUGAUCGAGGCUUGGAUUUCCCUGGGUAGAAUACAAUCGCUCACUGAUCAUUUGAAACCUUCGCUGCAUCCCUCGGAAACUGAUGCCUUUGCUAAUAAUCAAGUCGCCGACGACGAAUGUACCGUAACAUACCGCGGUACAUCUAUCUUGGAUCAUAAAAUGUUUAAGAAUGAUUUCGAUACCGUCAAUAAACCCUUCGCCGGAGGGCUUCUCAAACGAGUUAUAAGACUGGAGAAAAGUACAUUUUCGUGGCAGCACGACUGCUUGGAACCAAAUAGCGAAUCGCAGACAAUCGUAAUAUCUGCUGACGAAAAUAACAUCUCGCCCAACUCCAAUUUUCUACUUUCGGACAUCGAUUUAAUUAUCGAUCUUUCCCACGCUGGGUUGAUUGGCGUGACUGGAGCAACCGGGAGCGGUAAAACAUCCCUACUCAUGGCUCUCAUGAACGAGAUGCACCUAAUUAAUGGCCGUUACUUUAUGGAAUCCGUCGCGAAAUCGGAAUUUAAUUCUAAUACUCUAAAUCAGCAGAAUGUGAAUUGGGCCAAUUUACCACUCGCUUAUUCAGCCCAAGUACCGUGGAUCAAGCCGGGAACCAUUCGUUCCAAUAUACUUUUCGGUUCGCCCUUUCUUCUCGAACGAUAUAACGAAGUUAUCAAAUCUCUCAAACUUGACGAGGAUUUCGACACUAUGCCCUUGGGUGACUUGACAAAAGUCUGCCCUGAUGGUGCUGAAACCACUGGAAACUCUCUCAGUGGUGGCCAAAGAACCCGCAUAUCACUGGCUCGGGCUAUGUAUCAAGACGCUGACCUUUACCUGUUGGAUGAGCCAAUGGCAGCAUUGGAUAAUCAUGUGGCGAGUCACGUGUUUUAUAAAGCCAUUUUGGGCUUCUUGGUGGGGCGGUGUGGGAAAGUGGUAAUUUUCGUGUGCGGUCGCGCUACAGAGGCCAUUUUGAACAGAUGCGUUAUUAUAUGGAACCUAGACGGGAAUGGUCACUUGAAUAUACAAAAUGGGCAAGUCUAUAACAAUGACAAAAUCUCGAGGAAAGAUAAUGGCCAUCAAGAUUUGAUGACUAAAGAAAAUAUGCCGGAAAAGUGCCUGAAUGAUAUAGGAAAUUUUGUGGAAGAUACUUUAUCGGGAGAUGAAUCCACCGAAUUUGAAAGCAGUAACGGUCGAACCAUACACGCGUCCACGUUGACAUAUUACAUUCGUAGUGUGGGGUACUUUCUCUUCUGCGCCAUUUUACUGUCUUUCCUCGCCAUGCAGCUAACCAGAAACGGCUGCGAUUGGUGGUUAACUUAUUCCAGUUUUGACGAAACGCGCCCCUCGCACUCCCCGAAUGAUAAUGAUAAUAAUCACACAAAGCCGCCCAAUACAACUUUUUAUUAUGCUUUACCUUUAUCAUUGACACCUUUAUUUAAAGUCCUUAACCAUCCCUCCGCAUUGGAUAUAUUUGGGCCGGUAUCUUCCAUUGAAUACAUUUCUCACUCUUUUCACCGCUUUAUCCCUUUAAUGAUUAGCUCGAAUUUUCCUAAAUUAUCGUCACCUUCUCACAUAACGCAUCAUACUUCCAUAGGCCAUGCGUUUCGCUUGAUCAACGAUUCUCACAUUUUCCCGCCUAUCGUGAAGACUUAUGAUCAACUGACAAAAUCCUCUAGGAAAAUAAAAAAUACUCUUCAUAAUUUAUUAAAUACCAUUAACCCUUUUAAUUUAACUAAUUAUAAUACUGGCCGAAAUUUGAUUAAUGCAGAGCACACCUUGAAAGUUGACGAGAUCCAUAAUACACUUAAUGCAUAUUUGAGUACCACAAAAUAUCACAACAUCAAUCUUAACUCACCUAACAUACAAAAACCCGAUACUCCUCAAGCCUGGGUCCACAUAGACACCCUUAAUUAUUCCCUCCGUCUAUUCCUAUUUGUUUACGUUCUCCUGGGCUUAACGAAUUCUCUUUUCACUGCUGCUAGAAGCUUCAUUUUUGCGUUCGGAGGACUUGUGGCCGCUAGAAGAUGCCAUGCUGAACUAUUUAGUUCAUGCCUGCGCGCUGACCUAUCGGCCAAUAAGAACGAUGAUAAAAUUAAAAAAAAGAACAAAUCCAAUACGAAUAAAACUUCACCCUCGAUCGAAUGGUGUCUAUUAAAUCGGUUCUCCGCCGACACCUAUACGGUUGACAAUUCUCUCCCUUUUGCUUCGAACAUUCUGCUCGCUCAGGCAUUCGGCUUGGCAGGUGCUUUAUGCGUCGGAUUUUGGGCCCAACCUAUGCUCGUGCCACUAACCUUACCUUUGACCACGUUACUCUACCUGGAUUUGCAAAGUUUUUACCGGGGAGCAUCCAGAGAAAUUCGAAGACUCGAAGCUUCGGCUCUCAGUCCUGUGUUAGCGAGAGCUGGGGAGGCCAUCGAAGGAAAAGUUCACGUCAGAAACAUGUGGUGCGGGGUUGAUAAGGAAACGAUAUUUGAAAUGGGGCUAACAGGAAAUCGCUAUGAGAAUGGAGAUGAUGGAGCGAGAAUAAUAAAAAGCUCGGUCUUUCAGCACAUUGCACCCGCGUUAAACCGCUUUACAAAGGGAUUUGCUCGAACAGUAGACGCCUACCUAACCGUCUCCUUUAAUUCCAACGCCCUCAGUCAAUGGCUUAAUAUCAGACUUCAAUUAUUUGGAACCAUUUUUAUUUCCGCUUUGGUUGUCAUGAUAACUUUGCAAAACAAAUACUUACCCGCCACAAUUGACGACGCCACCAUUGGUUUAGCGCUCUCUUACUUUUUAGCACUGACAGCUAGAUUGGGAGGCCUGGUUACCAUUUUGGUUGAUACGGAGAAAGAUUUUAUUAGCGUGGAAAGAAUUAAAGAGUUCGGUGACUCAUUGACACCCGAAGAUGACUCAUAUGAUAGUGUAAAGGAAAUGCGAAGUGAAAAGACUGAAGAAGUUGAAUCUAACGACCGUGCUGGAGAUAUCAUAUUCCGAAACGUUUCAGUUGAUUAUAAUUCUAAUGACGACAAUUCUCGCGAUUAUUUUUUGGCUUUGAACAACGUCUCAUUUACCAUCAAUUCGCGCGAGAGGAUAGGAGUGGUAGGAAGAACGGGCGCAGGAAAAAGCACGCUAUUCGCGACUUUGCUCAAAAUGACCAAAUUAUCACGGAUCGAGAAUGACAUCGUUCCGUUCAUCAGUGUUAGCGGUUACGAUCUGAUUAACGUUAGAUCUUCGUUACUAAGGGGUCACCUCAUAUCCGUUGUACCCCAAUCUCCCUUUAUCCUGCCGGCUUCCAUUAGAACUAAUCUGGAUCCUCAAAGAUUAUUUACAGAUUCACAAAUAAUCGAAAGACUUCACGCGUCUGAUCUAAAUCGCAGUAUCCUAGAAGGAGGAAUAACUUUGGACACCUUAGUUUCAACAACGUCGUCUCCCGAUUCAGAGAUGCCUAACUCUAUCAAUAAUAUUUGUUCAAACUAUACUAAAAAUAGAAUCGAGUUGUCUCACGGUCAAAAACAGAUAUUGUCUCUCGCCAGAGCCGUUAUAAGUGAAAGAAAGGUAAUUUUAAUAGAUGAACCAACAUCGAAUCUGGAUAAGCCCAGCCAAGAUUUUAUAAUGGAUUGCAUAUUCAACAGCCCGGCCUUGCAGAAUAGUACAAUACUCAUAAUAGCGCACAGGCUAGAAACCUUAACGCGAUGUGAUAAAAUAAUGGUUUUAGAGAGGGGAAAGUUAGUAGAAAUGGAUACACCAGAUGUUUUAUUCAAUAACCCGGAAUCUAAAUUAUCCUCUUUCGCAAACACUUUUUAAAACUAAAUAUUUCUGAUAUGUGCUCUAAAAAAAUUUUUUUUUUGAAGUUUAUGAAAAAAUAUUUUUGUUUAAAAAUAAUUUCGUGUAAUUUUAUUUAUUUUAUUAUAAACGUUUAUAUACCAAUUACUUUUCUAAAUUAUAUUGAGUAAUGUAAUGGUAAUUUAUAACAUAAUGAUAAAUUUUUCAUAAAAUAUUACAAUACGAUAGUCAAUCCAUCAUAGACAUUCUGACCUUAAGUUAUAAUAACCUGCCAAAAAAAAAAUAAACUUCGCGAUAAUAUUUAUUCUAUAAACGAUCUAAUCUUCGCUAUGAUUUAAUUUAUAAUUUAGGCAAUUAUUAUUUUUUGUAUACCAUAGCUUUAUUUUUUUUUUAAAAUAAUGCUUAAUUAUUUUAAUGCUUAUGCUUUAACUCUGCAUUCAAAGUUAGCGCGAAUUCGCGACGAAAUAUACAAGCAUUUUUGUUUACUUCGCUGCGAAUGAAGAGUAACAGGGGAGAUGGGUCGUGAUUAUUGGUAUAAUAUAAAUAACAAAUUAUAUGCAAAUUAUUUUAUCAAAAUAUUUAUUAUUUAUAUAUACUAUUUAUUUAAAAUCUUUUAUAUUGUAUAUUAAUAAUAAUAAAUGAAUUAUGAUAAAAAUUGGUGGGAUAUUUAAACUUUAAAA